Messenger RNA from Xenopus laevis (African clawed frog), 2758 nucleotides. It is a transcript of the gene tnfrsf21.S, whose product is annotated as tumor necrosis factor receptor superfamily member 21 S homeolog. NCBI's taxonomy places the organism in Eukaryota, Metazoa, Chordata, Amphibia, Anura, Pipidae. The transcript is spliced from 6 exons. Bases 251 to 2071 code for a protein of 606 amino acids. The record is from RefSeq and is a predicted model, not a curated record.
CGGGGCGGGGCUCGCUGUCCGCUCUCCUGUGUGCCCUGUCACUCGGUGCACAUUCCGGAGAAAGGAUCCGGACAGCGUGUGUUUGGGCUCAGCAAUGGCUCCCAGUGUGUGUGGCAGCCGCUCUCAGCCCUGUAAUACUCCUGUACUGCCCGGCGCUUGUCCCCUUAGCCGACCCGCUGCUGCUGCUGAGACCGCUGCUGCUGAGACCGUCCCGCUACUGGAAUGAGCUGGUGCCCCGCGCUGUGCCCUGAUGCCCGGGAAUGAGCGAGACAUGGGGGCUGCUGCCUGUGAGGGGAGAGCGAGCCAGGCCGCCAGGAUAUUGACUAUUGUAGUUGUUCUUGCUGGUACCACGGAUGCUGCAUCUGUGCGGAUAUCUCAGAAGACGACCAUAGUCCUCCCAUCGGGGAAAUACCAACACUCUGAUCCGGGAUCCAAGAUAAAUCUCAUCUGUGAUAAAUGCCCUGCGGGUACCUAUGUAUCCAAGCACUGUACCGAGUCAGCCCUGCGGGAGUGCAGCCCCUGUCCCAACGGCACCUUCACCAAACACGAGAAUGGAAACGACAGGUGCCACCUCUGCAGAGCAACUUGCCAGUCUUCUCAUGUGGAGGAAUUGCCUUGCACUGCCUUGUCUGACCGCGAGUGCACUUGCCCACCUGCUACUUUCCUUCUCAACGACACCUGCACCCCUCAUACUCCAUGCCCAGUAGGAUGGGGCGUCCGGAAGAAAGGGAGCGAGGUGGAGAAUGUCAAGUGCAAGGCGUGUUCCCGCGGUACAUAUUCUGAUGUGCCUUCUAGUGUGCUGAAAUGCAAAACCCAUACAGACUGUGCGGAACUUGGUCUGGCGCUCAUAAAGCCUGGUACUACAGAACAUGACAAUGUAUGCGGAGCACUCUCCUCAACUACUACAGAUGUGUAUUCCACCCAUACUGACUAUGAUCCGACAGAUGUUUACAAUGAAACUGCAAAGAAUGAAACCAUUUACUUGAACACGACCGACGCCGGGGACGCAGGAACCCGGCAAAACCACACCAAAAAGCCGGCGCCCGUCUAUAUCCUGCAAUCUGGUGGUGGCAAGGGAGAUGGACUAAAGACCACCGUGCCGAGGACCAUGAAGAGGACACCCCCUCGGCAGAACGCUAACGGUUUUGACAUUAACGAGCACCUCCCGUGGAUGAUUGUUCUGUUCCUCCUGCUGGUACUGGUCAUUAUUGUGGUUUGCAGCGUCCGCAAGAGCUCCCGCACCCUCAAAAAGGGACCAAAGCAGGACCCCAGCUCCAUCGUGGAGAAAGCCGGAUUCAAAAAGUCUAACACGCUGGCACAGAACCGGGAGAAGUGGGUCUACUACUGCAACGGGCACGGUAUUGACAUCCUGAAGCUCGUGGCAGCGCAGAUCGGAGGCCAGUGGCAGGACAUCUACCAGUUCUUGUGCGAUGCAAAUGAGCAUGAGGUGGCCUCCUUCUCCAAUGGCUACACAGCCGAUCACGAGCGAGCCUACGCAGCCUUGCAGCACUGGACCAUACAAGGACCUGAGGCCAGUCUCGCCCAGCUCAUCAGCGCUCUGCGCCAGCACAGACGCAACGACGUGGUAGAGAAGAUUCGCGGACUGAUGGAGGACAGAGUGCAGAUGGAAACGGACAAACUGACUCUGCCGAUGGAAGUCAACCAGCCAAUGGCAAACGGUAGCGCAAAGCCCCCCGACUCCAACGCCGUAACCGUGGAACCAUCGCCCCUUGACAAAAACAAAGGAUUUUUCGCAGAUGAGUCUGAGCCUCUUCUCCGAUGUGACUCAACUUCCAGUGGCUCCUCUGCACUCAGUAGAACUGGAUCAUUUAUAACCAAAGAAAAGAAAGACACGGUGCUGCGGCAGGUUCGACUGGACCCGUGUGACUUGCAGCCGAUCUUCGACGACAUGCUUCACAUCCUGAGCCCUGAAGAGUUUCACCUUCUAGAGAAGAUUCCGCAGGCAGAGGACAGGCUGGACCGUCUGUUUGAGAUCGCCGGAGUCAAGAGCCAAGAGGCCAGCCAAAAACUAUUAGACUCUGUCUACUGCCACCUCCCUGAUCUGCUGUAACGUCCGAGUAGACUGAACGCAACGUAUUGCCUUCCAACGGCAGCGCAAUCAGGUUUCACGACCGCUCUAGGCCAGUCAUUACUUCUCUUCGUUUUGUUUUUUUCCCCUUUUUGGGAAACGGUUUAGGAAUGAGAACUUUCACUUUCAAGCCAGCGUAUUUAUUAGUAUGUCAGGGUUGCUGCAAGUGUAGGAUACAUGGAUUGGCUACAUGUGACUGUCUGAUGUGUGGGAAAUGGAGAAGCAGCUAACUGUCACCUUGGACAGCUAACUGUCACCUUGGAGUGCACAUUUACACCAACUGCAACAAGCUCUGCACAACAAAUACAGACAUUUCCUUAUCCAGGGGUGACAUCAUAAGAGGUUGGGCAGCCAUAUGUCAAGUGAAAAGUUCAGGCAGUUUGGUCAGUUUCAGCCUAAGUGGCCAAUCAUCUCUACGUACAACUUGCAUCUGUAGGCUGAUUGGUUGGAUAUACCAGAAUGUUGUGGCGUGAGGCCAUCGUUAGUUAUCUGAUUGGCCCUGUGUUAUGAAGCUUGCAGGGGUGUAGGCAGUGCUACUAGGAACCUUUGUGAAGCUCUUAUUGUUCAGGAGCAGAUCUGUAGUUGGUCAUCCACGAAGACACAAGGUUUAUCCCAGAAGAGCAAGUGUCUCCUGCAUGAAUCCCAUAGAGUUAUCCGCAGUUAUUGCAG